Colletotrichum spaethianum is the source of this 972-nucleotide messenger RNA. Its product is annotated as carboxylesterase NlhH. Bases 1 to 972 code for a protein of 323 amino acids. Gene Ontology annotation, molecular function: hydrolase activity. The record is from RefSeq and is a predicted model, not a curated record. Lineage: Eukaryota; Fungi; Ascomycota; Sordariomycetes; Glomerellales; Glomerellaceae. The transcript has a single exon.
AUGACGCUGCAAUACGACCCGGAAUACCGGGCCGUCGUCGCCGCCAACAGCCGCGGUCCCCCGCGCCUGCCGUUCAAGGACGUCUUUGAGAUCCGCAACUUCACCAACCCCAUGCUUCACGCCGUACUCCGCGCACAGCCGUCGCCCGAGGACGUCCUCGAGACCAGGAUCCCCUUCACGUCCGACGAUGGCGCCGAGCUCGGGCUCCACCGCUUCGCGACUACGGAGAUGAUCGAGGCGGCCGAGCCGCAGGCCGCCGUGGUCUACGUCCACGGCGGCGGCUUCGUCGCGGGCAACGUCGACAUCUUCGCCCCGCAGAUCAAGCGCUUUGUCGAGUCGUCGGGGAUGCCCUUCUUCGCCGUGGGCUACCGCCUCGCGCCCGAGUUCCCCGGCGGCGUGGGUGCCGAGGACGUGUUCCACGCGCUGAGGCACCUCUCCGAACACGCAGCGGAGUGGAACGUGGACGCCGCGAAGAUCGUCCUGAUGGGGGACUCGGCCGGCGGCGGGAUCGCAGCGGGCGCGGCGCUGAUCGCGCGGGACCGAGGGCUGGCGCCCCCGCUGAGGAGGCUGGUGCUGGUGUACCCAAUGCUCGACGACCGGACGGCGCUGGCGGAGGGUAGCGCCAUGCUCCCGCUGCUGACGUGGAAGCCGAACGACAGCAUGCUCGCGUGGCGGGCGGUGCUGGGGGAGAGAGCAGGGAGGCCCGAGGCCGAGGGGAUCCCACUGUACGCGGCGCCCGGGCGGGCCGGGGUGGAGGACCUGCGGGGUCUACCGCGGACGUACGUGGACGUGGGCAGCCUGGACCUGUUCCGGGAUGAGUGCGUCGAGUUCGUGGGGAAGCUGGCGCGGGCCGACGUCGAGGUCGAGUUCCACCUGUGGCCGGGGCUGCCGCACGGGUUCGAGGGCGCGCCGGGGAUCGGGUGGGUGAAGCGGGCUCUGGAGGCGAGGAACGCGGCGAUGAGGAGGGAAUGA